Molecule: messenger RNA, 529 nt
Organism: Lontra canadensis (Northern American river otter)
Lineage: Eukaryota; Metazoa; Chordata; Mammalia; Carnivora; Mustelidae
Gene: GTSF1L
Product: gametocyte specific factor 1 like
Exons: 1
Coding region: 36-500 (154 amino acids)
Source: RefSeq, a predicted model, not a curated record
GGAAGUGAGCUCAACUGCUUUAAGAACAAUUUCUCAUGGAACCCGAAGCCUUAGAAAUCUGCCCUUACAACCCUCACCACCGAGUCCCGCUCAGCAGAUUUCAGUACCACCUGGCAUCGUGCAGGAGGAAGAACCCCAAGAAAGCCAAAAAGAUGGCCAGCUGCAAAUACAAUGCCUGCCACGUGGUCCCCAUCAAGAAGCUGGAGGAACACGAGGCGGCCUGCGUCAACAGAAGCACAGUGGAGGAGGAGGACGGCUUGCACCCCCUGAAAGCUAGCCUUCCAAGUUCAGAGCAGAAUGGAAAUGCUCUUCCAGGGCCCCCCUGGCUCCCCAGUUCUGAUGUCUGGAAUGUCGAUGGCACUAACUGCCAUCCCAUGUUUGUCCUUAAGACUUUUGUUCCCCAAAAGCUUGUCUGUGAAAGCGAUACAAGAGAGUCAGAGAGAGAAGCCCACACCCCGUCCCUGACCACCCCCCAGAAGACCCUCAGACCAGGAGAGUAAACCACCAGCAGCAGAAAGGAGCCGCUCGC